AUGGCCACGUUGUACUCAUAUUACCUGCCGUACUACCCGUACGCUGACUUCUAUGACCUAGUCGAUUCGUGGAUUGACGUCUCGUCGCAACCCUCGUCUUCGUCUCUCUCAUCCAUCGGCGACGAGAUCGUUACAACAGGUCUACGUGUGCAGGACGAUCCGCGGAUGAAAAGACGUCGAGCUUUACGUCCCGGUGCGCCUACACAUCUACACAUCACCCGGACACCAAGCACGGGCACCGUGAGCAGUGCAGAGGAAUACGAAGAAAGCAGCAGCGAGUCGGACCAGGUCAUGAUGUCGUCUGGCGAAGGCAACGCCCUCUUGCAAGGCCAAGUAGAAUCAAACAUUCCCACGCAAUCCGCCUCUUCCGAAGAUGACGAUGACGAGAACAAGACGGCCAUCAACUAUCCCCAUUCACACGCUGGCACUACCACGAGUUUCACGCCACUGCCCAACGCUUUCUCUCACCCUCCAGCUAAGACUCCCCGGUUGUCAAGUCAUCCCACCCCUGGCUCUUACUUUCCACCCUCAAGACCCGGCCUGACAUCCCGGCGAUCCUCCGCUCGGUACUCCCUUCCCAACACUUCAACAGGCCGCCGAGCCAGCUGCGCAGCGCAGAAUCCCCUUUCUCCUUCUAUCAAUACCGCGGCCGAGCACGAAGAGAUUCUCCGUGCAAGUCUCACCUCUCUUCUAUCCGUAGCCGCUGCUGCCCGCAGCUUACCCAAAGGCGCAUCACAAAGAGGAAGUAGUGGACCUCGUGUGAAUCCUCCCAUGUCUUUCAAACUUGUUCCGGAAUCGGCRCUUCCCACCACAACAACAAACACGCAGCAACUGCAACAAGAUGAGCCAAUGUUCAAGCCCACCCUGCGUCGAACGUCAACAAGUUGCUCCGGUUCAUCAAACGUCCCUUCCGAACACAAGCGCAGAGCACCACAGGUAGCGCCCGUAAUAAUCGCUCCGCGGACCCGAAGCAGUAGUGGUAAUGGUCGCGACAGGAAGAAAGCUCGUCUCCGUCGAUCCUCAUCCACCUCUUCAGAAGAUCUACUGUAUUCACAAGUCACACCCACGUUGUUCACAUGGGUCGCUACGGCCGGUGUGGUGGUUGUUCUUUCGGCUCUGAGUUUCGGCGCUGGAUACACCGUGGGCAAAGAAGCGGGCAGAUUCGAGGGCCAAUUUGGAGGGGAUGUGGAGCAGGUGAGGAGUUGUGCUAGAGAGGCGGGACGGAGUGGCUUGGGACUGCGAAGGAGUUUGGCGAGGAGUGCGGUUGGCGUUGUCUGA
Messenger RNA from Ramularia collo-cygni, 1278 nucleotides. RefSeq lists its product as uncharacterized. Lineage: Eukaryota; Fungi; Ascomycota; Dothideomycetes; Mycosphaerellales; Mycosphaerellaceae. The coding region runs from base 1 to 1278 and encodes 425 amino acids. The transcript has a single exon. The record is from RefSeq and is a predicted model, not a curated record.